Odobenus rosmarus divergens (Pacific walrus) is the source of this 4059-nucleotide messenger RNA. RefSeq names its product chromosome unknown open reading frame, human C10orf137 (gene EDRF1). Gene Ontology annotation, biological process: positive regulation of DNA-templated transcription. The transcript has 25 exons. NCBI's taxonomy places the organism in Eukaryota, Metazoa, Chordata, Mammalia, Carnivora, Odobenidae. The record is from RefSeq and is a predicted model, not a curated record. Bases 244 to 3948 code for a protein of 1234 amino acids.
GGCGCACUACACCUCCUGCCUCCGCCGCGAAGGUGGCUUCCACCGGGGAAGACGGGACCGGGCCUCUGGCACAAAGAUCGCGAGAUUUGAGCGCGUCACCGCGACUCCUUCCGGUCAGAGACCGGAAGCGCAGGGAGCGGGGCGUCUCUGGCGCUUGCUUUGGUGUGCUGCCGCGCCAGUGGGCCCGGUUUCUGUCGCGGCUCCUCGGAUCCCGUUCCGCCUCGCCUACCCUGGGCGGAGGUGAUGGGGGACUCCAAGGAGGCUGGAGCGGAGUCUCCGCCGGCCGGGGCCGCUGCGCGAGGAGGGCUUAGCCUCCUGUCCCAGGGAGAAUCCGAGGAAUCUUCUGCACAGGGAUCAGCUUUAUUUCUUGGAGGCAAUGAAGUGAAGAGCCGAGCUGUGGUGAAAUACUCUUCUGCCCCUCCUAGAACAGCAUUUGCACGCCUUGAAGAGAAAACAGACUUGAAACUCCCACCUGCCAACUGGUUACGAGAGAGUGCCAAACUAGGGCCAGCAGGAACUACCAUUCUUGGCAACAGUAAGAAAAGCAAGCCAUUUUCAAGCUUUGGUAUGGCGUACGACUUUAUUGAUUCUGUGGGAAAUGAUGUAGACGUUGUCUCUGACUCUGAAAACAUAAAAAAGCUCCUGAAGAUUCCCUACAGCAAGUCCCAUGUAAGCAUGGCUGUACACCGCAUAGGAAGGACUCUCUUACUCGAUGAGUUAGAUAUUCAGGAACUCUUCAUGAGAUCAUCUCAGACUGGUGAUUGGACAUGGCUGAAAGAAUUUUAUCAAAGACUCAUUGAUCAGAAGUGGCAGAGGAAGAAAAAGAGCAAAGAGCACUGGUAUCAGAAGGCCAUUCUUUCCAAGUUUUUAUAUUACAGUAUCAAUGGCGAUGGAGCCGCUCAGCCCGUCCCAUCUGCUGCAGAACAGCAGGAAUCAUCCAGUUCAGAUCAGACAAAUGAUUCAGACGGGGCUUCGUGGCCCGCCCCCUUUGAAAUGCCUUCUUCAGUUUCUGAAGAUCCCAGUGCUUCCAGUCAGGGAAGUGAGCCUCUUGAACCCUCAUACAUAGUGGGGCAUGUGGCCUCAGCACCCAAAGAACAAAACCUGACUACUUUAUUCAAUGACGGGGAGAACAGUCAGGGUCUUAAAAAUGAUUUUGUUCGGAAUAUCUUAUGGACGUUUGAAGAUAUACAUAUGUUAGUUGGCUCCAACAUGCCUAUAUUUGGAGGAGGCAGAUAUCCAGCAGUCAGCCUACGUCUCAGGGACAACAACAAACCAAUUAAUGUGCUAACUGGAAUUGACUAUUGGUUGGACAACUUGAUAUGCAACGUACCGGAACUUGUGAUGUGUUUUCACGUAAAUGGAAUUGUGCAGAAGUAUGAAAUGAUAAAAACCGAAGAGAUUCCCAAUUUGGAAAACUCGAACUUCUCUACGAAAGUCAUAAAAGACAUUGCACAGAAUAUUUUAUCGUUUCUAAAAUCUAACUGUACGAAAGAAGGACAUACCUAUUGGCUGUUUAAAGCAAGUGGCAGUGAUAUAGUGAAGCUUUAUGAUCUCACUACUCUUUGUGAAGAAACUGAAGACAAGUACCAAAAUCCAUUCACAAUGCCGGUGGCUAUUCUCUUAUAUAAGGUUGCUUGCAACAUGAUGAUGAAGAAGAAUCAAAAUAAGAAACACUACGGGACUAUUAGAACAUUGCUUCUUAAUUGUGUUAAAUUGUUGGACAAAAGCAGACAUCCUCAAAUUAUUGCUUCAGCCAAUUACAUGCUUUCAGAACUUUUUCAAUUAGAUGAACCUAAAAAAGAAGAAAGUUCAGAAUCUCCUUUAAAUGAGAAUUCUGAUGAAAGUUACAGUGAAGAGGAGGAAGAGAUGCCGGACAGUGAUGAAAAUGGAUCCUAUAGCACCAGUUCUGAUCCCUCAGAUGAUAACAAAGCAGUAGCUAUUAUUAAGUCUGUUGGAGAAUUGUCAGUUCCAGAAAAAUACAAAUCCAUUCAUCAAAUCCGACCCAGUUGCACGUUUCCAGUUUGCCAUGACACAGAGGAGCGCUGUAGACUUGUGCUUAGCUAUGUUCUGGAGGGGUUAAAAUCUGUGGAUAGCAGCAUUAAAAAAGAAAGCGACCUUCCUGCAGCUGACCCCAACACCCCAAUCCCAUUAAAAUAUGAAGAUGACUCCACAAGGGGGGGUCCUGAGGGUCUGGAGAAGCAGAUGGCCUUGUUUUUGGACAAAAUGGGCUCCCUUCAGAAGGGUAAUUAUUCCAGUCAAUCUGGAAUGAUCCCUGGUUCUUGGCAACAUAAAAUGAAACUCCAGCUGAUUCUCAAGUCAUCAAAGGCCUAUUAUGUUUUGUCUGAUGCUGCCAUGAGUCUUCAGAAAUAUGGAAGAGCGUUACGAUACAUUAAAUUAGCUUUGCAGAGCCAUGAUACUUACUGCUGCCUCUGCACCAACAUGCUUUCGGAAGUGCUGCUAUUUCUGUCUCAGUACUUGACGCUCUGUGGCGACAUCCAACUGAUGCUGGCCCAGAAUGCGAACAACAGAGCAGCGCAUCUUGAGGAGUUUAAUUAUCAAACAAAAGAAGAUCAGGAGAUACUACACAGCCUCCACAGGGAGUCCAGUUGUCAAGGAUUUGCAUGGGCAACCGAUUUGUCUACAGACUUAGAGAGUCAGCUUUCAGUCAGUUGUAAAUGUUACGAAGCUGCUAAUGAAAUCUUGCAAUUUAGUGACUUAAAAAGCCAGAACCCAGAACACUACGUACAAGUAUUGAAGAGAAUGGGUAACAUUAGAAAUGAAAUCGGUGUGUUUUACAUGAAUCAGGCUGCUGCACUGCAGAGUGAGCGAGCAGUGAGCAAAAGUGUGUCUACCGCGGAGCAGCAGUUGUGGAAAAAAAGCUUUUCUUGUUUUGAAAAAGGAAUUCACAACUUUGAGUCGAUUGAUGAUGCCACGAAUGCUGCCCUUCUGUUGUGUAACACGGGGAGACUCAUGCGGAUCUGUGCGCAGGCGCACUGUGGUGCCGGCGAUGAGUUUAAGCGGGAGUUCUCACCAGAAGAAGGCUUGUAUUACAAUAAGGCUGUCGAUUACUAUUUGAAAGCUCUGAGGUCACUGGGGACACGAGACAUACACCCGGCUGUUUGGGAUUCAGUGAACUGGGAAUUGUCCACUACUUAUUUCACGAUGGCAACUCUACAGCAAGAUUAUGCUCCAUUAUCUAGGAAAGCUCAGGAGCAGAUUGAAAAAGAAGUCAGUGAGGCUAUGAUGAAGUCCCUGAAAUACUGUGAUGUGGACUCAGUCUCUGCUCGACAGCCUCUUUGUCAGUAUCGAGCCGCGACCAUCCAUCACAGGCUGGCAUCCAUGUACCACAGUUGUCUGAGAAAUCAGGUUGGUGAUGAACAUCUUAGGAAGCAGCACCGGGUACUGGCAGAUCUUCAUUACAGCAAAGCUGUUAAGCUUUUUCAGCUUCUCAAAGAUGCUCCCUGUGAACUACUUAGAGUACAGUUAGAAAGAGUGGCAUUUGCAGAAUUCCAAAUGACCAGUCAGAAUAGCAAUGUUGGAAAAUUAAAAACACUAUCUGGGGCUCUUGAUAUAAUGGUGAGAACUAAGCAUGCAUUCCAGCUCAUCAGGAAAGAGCUUGUAGAGGAAUUUGACCAGCCUAAGAGUGAUGAGUCCACUCCAGCUGCAGAUUCCUCUCCUAGUCUUAAUCGAGAAGAAGUGAUCAAGCUCCUCAGUAUAUUUGAAUCUCGGUUGUCAUUCCUUCUCCUUCAGUCCAUCAAGCUGCUGUCUUCAACUAAGAAGAAAACAAGCAGUAAUACUGAGGAAGAUGUCCUCAAAACCAACAAGCAGAUUUACUCCCAGCUUUUGAGAGCUAUUGCCAACAAAAAUGCAACUCUUCUGGAAAGAAUCGACAUUCUCAUCCAUUUGCUGGAUCAGCUUGCUCGCGGCGGCGGCAGCGGCAUGCAGUGACUCGCGCCCGAGGCUCCGGCUGAGGAGAUCCUGUCAGUGCCUUCUGCUCCCGGGGUCUCGUUUGUCCAUUCGGUGCUUUGUUUCAUUAAAUAUGAGGGAAAUUUCCACCUA